GAAAUAUUAUUGGUGAACAUGGCCGCCCCCGUAGCUCAGGUGCAACAAUUCUUCAGGGGCUACAAACAGAAUUUUGCCGGUGCACUUCGUGAUGCUUCCAAGCCCUGGACCAAAGUCUUCGAUUCCCUGGAGGAGAAGACCGGCGUGGAUAGGGUCAAUAUUUUCUUCAUUGCCUCUGGCUUGUGCGCUCUCUACCUAGUCUUCGGCUAUGGCGCCCAACUGCUGUGCAACAUCAUUGGAGUGCUAUACCCCGCAUAUAUCUCCAUCCAUGCCAUCGAGUCUAGUACAAAGUAUGACGACACCAAAUGGCUGAUCUACUGGGUCACAUUUGGAAUCUUUACUGUGAUUGAAUUCUUCUCCGGCCUGCUGACUUCCGUGAUUCCCUUCUACUGGCUGUUGAAAAGUGUCUUCCUUGUCUGGUGCAUGCUGCCCUUGGAACGGAACGGUUCCAUCAUCAUCUACCACAAACUGGUGCAACCCUACUUUCUGAAGACCGCUGAAGUGCUUAAGCAAGACUAGAAUUCCGAUGUGGCGUACCUCAAACUCACCUCGCAUUGGUUACGUUUUGCAAUGACUUUUAAAUCUGUUCUAUAUUUGUUGUUAAUAAGAGCAUAAGUGGUCGGUCGCUGAACGAGAAAUCCCCGCUUGUUAAAAGUAAAACCAAAAACAUAUAUUUUUGAGUCCAGGUUUAAAAAGCUAUUAAGCCAUUUCCCAACUUGAUAAGAAUAAACUAUAAAACUUCA
Molecule: messenger RNA, 743 nt
Organism: Drosophila eugracilis
Lineage: Eukaryota; Metazoa; Arthropoda; Insecta; Diptera; Drosophilidae
Product: receptor expression-enhancing protein 5-like
Exons: 1
Coding region: 19-519 (166 amino acids)
Source: RefSeq, a predicted model, not a curated record